Messenger RNA from Tribolium castaneum (red flour beetle), 2142 nucleotides. It is a transcript of the gene crn, whose product is annotated as crooked neck. Gene Ontology annotation, cellular component: Prp19 complex; U2-type catalytic step 2 spliceosome; post-mRNA release spliceosomal complex. The transcript is spliced from 2 exons. Gene Ontology annotation, molecular function: protein binding. Bases 99 to 2114 code for a protein of 671 amino acids. The record is from RefSeq and is a predicted model, not a curated record. Gene Ontology annotation, biological process: mRNA splicing, via spliceosome; spliceosomal complex assembly. NCBI's taxonomy places the organism in Eukaryota, Metazoa, Arthropoda, Insecta, Coleoptera, Tenebrionidae.
UUUCACAAUUUGUGUGGUCCAAACAUAACCACAAAAAAUCGUAAGGUUAUGUUCGUGUUUGUUUGUUGUGCUACAAGUUGGUAAAAGUCGCCCCUGAGAUGGAAACCAAGCCGCAAAAGAUGCCCAAAGUGGCCAAGGUGAAAAAUAAAGCCCCUGCUGAGAUCCAAAUCACAGCCGAGCAGCUCCUUCGCGAGGCAAAAGAGCGCGACCUUGAGAUUCUCCCUCCGCCCCCUAAGCAAAAAAUCUCCGAUCCAGCUGAACUUGCCGACUACCAACUCAGACGCCGUAAACAAUUCGAAGACAACAUACGAAAAAAUCGAACUGUUAUCUCCAAUUGGAUUAAAUAUGCCCAUUGGGAAGAAUCGCAAAAGGAAAUCCAACGAGCUCGUUCGAUAUUUGAACGUGCCUUGGAUGUGGACCAUCGUAACGUUACCAUUUGGUUAAAAUACACUGAAAUGGAGAUGCGAAACCGUCAAGUGAACCAUGCUAGAAAUUUAUGGGACAGAGCCGUCACGAUUUUGCCCAGAAUCAACCAGUUUUGGUACAAAUACACCUACAUGGAGGAGAUGUUGGAGAAUGUGGCUGGGGCCAGAGCUGUCUUUGAACGCUGGAUGGAGUGGCAGCCGGAGGAACAAGCCUGGCAAACGUACAUCAAUUUUGAGUUAAGAUACAAAGAAAUCGACCGUGCGCGAGAAAUCUACGAACGCUUUGUUAUAACACAUCCCGAAGUCAAACACUGGAUUAAAUACGCCCGAUUUGAAGAAAAUCACGGUUUUAUCAACUCGGCCCGCUUGAUUUACGAACGAGCUGUACAUUUUUACGGUGAUGACCAUUUGGACGAAAAAUUGUAUAUUGCAUUUGCACGGUUUGAAGAAAACCAAAAAGAACAUGACCGUGCUCGCGUUAUCUACAAGUAUGCCUUGGACCAUCUCCCCAAAGAACAAGCGAAAGAGCUGUACAAAGCCUACACCAUACAUGAGAAAAAGUACGGCGAUCGUUCCGGUAUUGAAGAUGUGAUUGUUUCGAAACGUAAGUUUCAAUACGAACAAGAGAUACUCGAAAAUCCGACCAAUUACGACGCUUGGUUUGACUAUUUGAGACUGGUGGAGGGGGAAGGGGACCUUGAGACGUCACGUGAGACGUAUGAGCGGGCCAUAGCCAACGUGCCACCAACGAAAAAUAAACAAUACUGGAGGCGUUAUAUUUACUUGUGGAUUAAUUACGCCCUGUUUGAGGAAAUCGAAGCGGUUGAUUAUGAAAGAACACGUCAGGUUUAUAAAGCUUGCCUUGACUUGAUCCCCCAUAAGUUAUUCACGUUUAGUAAAAUUUGGUUGUUGUUUGCACAGUUUGAAAUCAGGCGGAAGAAUCUGAUUGGUGCUCGUAAAAUUUUGGGGACUGCCAUUGGUAAAUGCCCACGUGAUAAAUUGUUCCGUGGGUAUAUUGAUAUAGAGAUACAGUUGCGUGAGUUUGACCGGUGUCGUAUUUUGUACGGGAAAUAUCUAGAGUUUGGUCCGGAAAAUUGUGUGACUUGGAUGAAAUUUGCCGAGUUGGAGACACUUUUGGGGGAUUUUGAGCGUGCUAGGGCCAUUUAUGAGUUGGCAAUCGCUCAGCCAAGGCUAGACAUGCCUGAGCUGCUCUGGAAGGCCUAUAUCGAUUUUGAGAUCGGGCAAGAAGAGUGGGCUAAUGCCCGACAAUUGUACGAAAGAUUGUUGGAGAGGACAAGUCAUGUGAAAGUUUGGUUGUCGUAUGCGAAGUUUGAGUUGAGUUGUGAGUCGGAUAUGAAUAUUAGUUUGGCAAGGCGUGUUUAUGAGCGGGCUAAUGAGAGUUUGAAGAGUUAUGGGGAGAAGGAGGCGAGGGUUUUGUUAUUGGAGAAUUGGAAGGAGUUUGAAAGUGCAAAUGGGAGCGAGGAGACGAAGGAGAAAGUUGAAGGGAAAAUGCCAAGGAGGAUUAAGAAGAGAAGGAAGGUUAUUGAUGAGGAUGGUGUUGAGCAAGGAUGGGAGGAGAUCUUUGAUUAUAUAUUCCCUGAGGAUGAGGCCAGUAAACCCAAUUUGAAGUUAUUGGCAGCUGCCAAAAGCUGGAAGAAGCAGAAGCAAACGGAAGAACCGGAACCGUGAUUUUGAGAAAAUAGAAUUAAGGUUUAAA